CUAAAAAAAAAAAGCAGCUAAUCAAGUUGUUUUCUUUUUUUUCAUAGUGGUUAGCAGCAUAGCUAAAAACCACGGAGUUCACAUAAAGGAUUUUUGUAAAAAAAAAACAACAAAAUAUUUACAGCAGUUAAUGGAGCAGGUUAUUAAGAAGGAUUGUAAGAAGGCAUGAUGCAAGUAGGUGAUCCUGUUGUUGGUGCAUCCAUGGCAGUUGCUGGUGUUCAGAGUCGGUCAGAGGAUGAAGAACUGCUUGGCCUUAAAGAUGUGAAGAGGGCAUCGACACCAGCAUUUGGUGGUGGUGUUCCCAAACGCAGAAGUUCCUCCAGGUCAAUAAAGAGAAAAAAGUUUGAUGAUGAGCUUGUGGAAAGCAGUCUUAUCAAGUCAUCCACUAGAGUCAAGGGCACUCCUAUCAUAGACUCUAUUCGCUAUUCAGGGAGUGACUUUUCAUCUAGUGAGAAAAAAAAGUUCACAAAAUCUGGAACUGCUCUCACACCGCCACUCACUAUGGUUAUAAACCCAGCACCUAUUGCCAAAAGAAUGAAGAAAAGCAAGCAGCCUCUACAUAUGACUAAAGACUUGGGCCGGUGGAAGCCCACUGAUGACCUGCUCCUUAUAAAUGCAGUGUUGCAGACCACAGACCUGACCUCUGUUCAUUUGGGUGUGAAGUUCAGCUGUCGUUUCACUUUGCGGGAAAUUAAAGAGAGGUGGUAUGCACUCCUGUAUGAUCCAGUCAUCUCAAAGUUGGCAUGGCAGGCCAUGCGACAGCUUCAUCCUGAAGUCAUUGCAGCAAUCCAAAGUAAAGCUCUCUUUAGUCAGGCUGAGGAGCAACUACUAUCCAGGAUUGGUUCAACCAGUCAGCCCAAAUUGGAAGUGUUCCAGGAGCUUCUGAGUAAGCAUCCUGCUGUCUUUCAUUCAUCUCGCACUCCCAAGAGCCUGUUGGUGCACUGGCAACUGAUGAAGCAGUACUACCUUUUGGAUGACCAGAGUGUCCAGCCUCUUCCUAAAGGUGAUCAGGUCCUCAACUUCUCUGAUGCUGAACAGAUGGUUGAUGAUGUAAAGUUAAAGGAGAGUAGGGAUGAAGUGCUGGAGCAUGAGUUGAUGAUUUCUGAUCGUCACCAGAAAAGAGAAAUCAGACAGUUGGAACAGGAGUUGCCACGUUGGCAGGUCCUUGUGGAUAAUAUCACAGGGAUAAGCAUGCCAGACUUUGACAACCAGACAUUGGCAGCAUUAAGAGGACGAAUGGUGCGGUACCUCAUGAGAUCCCGAGAGAUUACCUUGGGUAGGGCGACAAAGGACAAACAGAUAGAUGUAGAUCUGUCACUAGAAGGGCCUGCUUGGAAAAUAUCAAGAAAACAAGGGGUUAUUAAAUUGAAGAAUAACGGAGACUUCUUCAUUGCUAAUGAGGGCAGACGAGCAAUCUACAUAGAUGGCAGACCGGUUUUGUCCGGUAACAAAUGGAAACUAAACAACAACUCAGUGGUGGAGAUUGCAGGUCUUCGCUUUGUGUUUCUAAUUAACCUUGAACUGAUCUCACUAAUCAAAGCUGAAGCAGCCAAGGUGACGCAGCAGUGAGUGUUGAACACCCACAGGAGAAUAAAGGACUCCAGACUGUUCCAGAUGUGCUGAUCCUUCUGUGGCGUAAACGUGGGCAGUAGUCAUUCUUGGGAAGAACAGCACAGUGCUGCCAUGAUGGGACUGAUGACAGCCGUGGUAGCUUGAAAUGUGAAUUUUUUUUUUAAAUGGGUAAUGCCACGAUGGCUAAAUCCUGGUGUACAGUAAAUGUUUGGACUUUUUUUUCUGUGUUGUAAUGUAGUCAGUCACUCAUGGUAGACAAAGAUUGCUUAUCUAGAUUUUUCAUAAUAUUGUAUUUAAAAUCUGUAAUAACAUUUUUUUUGGUCAAAAUAUUAAAGUUGUAUAUACAUGACAUUCUGAAAUCCUUUGAAAUCAGUCUACUAUUAAACACUUAUAAA
Messenger RNA from Thalassophryne amazonica, 1967 nucleotides. It is a transcript of the gene mcrs1, whose product is annotated as microspherule protein 1. NCBI's taxonomy places the organism in Eukaryota, Metazoa, Chordata, Actinopteri, Batrachoidiformes, Batrachoididae. Gene Ontology annotation, cellular component: Ino80 complex; NSL complex; MLL1 complex. Gene Ontology annotation, molecular function: G-quadruplex RNA binding; protein binding. The record is from RefSeq and is a predicted model, not a curated record. The coding region runs from base 166 to 1569 and encodes 467 amino acids. Gene Ontology annotation, biological process: positive regulation of transcription by RNA polymerase II. The transcript is spliced from 14 exons.